AUGUUAGCAGCAUCUUUGAUCUGGGGAAUAGUGGUGAUACUAUGCUGUUGUUUUUGGUUUAUUCUGGGAAUAAGGAGGAGGCGUCCAGGUGAGCCGCCAGUGGAAAAUGGGCUACUUCCAUAUCUGGGCUGCGCUUUGCAAUUUGGUGCCAACCCUCUUGAAUUUCUCAAAGCAAGACAAAAGAAAUAUGGGCACAUUUUCACUUGCAAAGUGGCUGGAAAAUAUGUUCAUUUUCUCACUGACCCUUUUUCAUACCAUUCAGUGAUGCGCCAAGGAAGGCAUUUGGACUGGAAAAAGUUCCACUUUGCUGCUUCUGCAAAGGCUUUUGGACAUGGCAGUAUUGACCCACGUGAUGGAAACACCACUGAAAAUAUGCAUCAGACUUUCAUUAGAACCCUGCAAGGUAAUGCCCUGAAUUCUCUCAUUGAAGCUAUGAUGGAAAACCUACAAUAUGUCAUGCUGCAAUCAAGUACACCUAAACUGCAUUCCAACAACUGGGCAACAGAUGGGCUUUAUGCGUUCUGUUGCCGAGUGAUGUUUGAAUCUGGCUUUUUAACGCUUUUUGGCACAGACUUUAAUUCAACCCAAGACAAGAAUCUAUCUCAGCAGGAAACCCAGAGAGCACUUAUUCUAAAUGCUCUUGAAAACUUCAAGGAGUUUGAUAAAAUUUUCCCAGCCCUUGUCGCAGGCGUGCCUAUCCAUGUGUUCAAGAGCGCCCACAAUGCACGGGAGAAGCUGGCAGAGGCUCUGCUCCAUGAGAACCUCAGGAAAAGGAACAACAUCUCUGAGCUCAUCACUCUCCGUAUGUUCUUAAAUGACACUCUAUCGACUUUUGAUGAUAAGAAAAAAGCAAAAACCCACCUGGCUGUACUAUGGGCUUCACAAGCUAACACAAUACCUGCUACUUUCUGGAGCUUGUUCUAUCUUAUAAGGAGCCCAGAAGCAAUGAAAGCAGCUACUGAAGAGGUGCAAAAAACACUGGGAAAUGCUGGUGAAAAGAUCGACUUACAUUUGCCAUCUAUCUCCUUGAAUCGAAAACAACUGGAUAAUAUGCCAGUAUUAGAUAGUAUUAUCAAGGAAGCAAUGAGGUUGUCCAGUGCAUCCAUGACUGUCAGAGUUGCUAAGGAGGAUUUCACUUUGCACUUGGAUAAUGACUCCUACAACAUCCGCAAAGAUGACAUUGUAGCUCUUUAUCCUCAGCUGCUGCACUUUGAUCCAGACAUCUAUGCUGAUCCCUUGACAUUCAAGUAUGACCGCUAUCUCAAUGAGAAUGGAGAAGAAAAAACUAUCUUCUAUCGCAAUGGUCACAAGUUAAGAUAUUAUUACAUGCCAUUUGGAUCAGGAGUAGCAAAAUGUCCUGGAAGAUUAUUUGCUGUCCAUGAAAUCAAACAGUUUUUGACUUUGGUACUUUCAUACUUUGAAAUUGAGCUUCUUGACAGCAAUGUGCCGUGUCCUUCUUUAGACCAAUCCAGAGCAGGGCUGGGUAUUUUACAGCCAACUAAUGACAUUCAUUUCAAGUAUAGAUUAAAAUGUCUGUGA
Gopherus flavomarginatus (Mexican gopher tortoise) is the source of this 1539-nucleotide messenger RNA. RefSeq names its product cytochrome P450 7A1. The record is from RefSeq and is a predicted model, not a curated record. Lineage: Eukaryota; Metazoa; Chordata; Testudines; Testudinidae. The transcript is spliced from 6 exons. Bases 1 to 1539 code for a protein of 512 amino acids. Gene Ontology annotation, biological process: cholesterol catabolic process; cellular response to glucose stimulus; cholesterol homeostasis. Gene Ontology annotation, molecular function: iron ion binding; heme binding; cholesterol 7-alpha-monooxygenase activity.